CCGCCGAUGCGAGCGCCGCACCGCCGGCGGCACGAAUGGCGCCUCCUGCCGGGUCCCUCGGCUCAGAGUGCGGCAGGACGGCCCAGUCGCCCCGGCCCGGCAAAUCUGCCAAAGAAAAUCGUGAGCCCAACCGCGAAAUCCCGUGACGCCUCCUCACUUCACCUGUGGCUUGUGUGCAGCACCCGCGCCACGACGCCUUAUCCACACAUCACCCCCGCCCCCUCCCUUUUCCGCGCGCGAGAUGAAGCCAUCCAACGACGCAUCACUCCCUCGCCGCGCGCGCUCCUUCCCGCCGCGCCCGCGCCGAUGCCGUCCGCCGCCUCUUAUCUCCUCGUAAACCCCUCGAAAUCUUUCUCCUUCCACCGCCUCUCGCCCCCGUUCCCGUCCCCGCGUCUCCCCGCCCGCCGGCUCCAUGUCUCCUGCGACGCGCCGCGGGGUAGUAGCAGGAGCGGCGGCGGCGGCGGGAGGCGCGAGGUCAUCCCCGCCGGCGCCAGCAAGGCCAAGAAGCAGAUCGUCUUCUUCGACGCCGCGCCGCCGGUGUCGCAGUCGCAGCAGGGCGGCGACGAGGAGGGGAAGAGGAGGGAGCUGACGAAGGAUGGCAAGGACGCCAACGCGGCGCUGGCGCUGGCGAGGAGGGCGACCAAGCGGACGCUCGCGGUGCUGUCCAACCUCCCGCUCGCCAUCUCCGAGAUGUUCGCCAUCGCCGCCCUCAUGGCCUUAGGCACGGUGAUAGACCAGGGAGAGGCGCCGAGCUACUACUUCGAGAAGUUCCCCGAGGACAACCCGGUGUUCGGCUUCAUCACGUGGAGGUGGAUCCUCACACCCGGGUUCGACCACAUGUUCUCCUCCCCGGUCUUCCUCGGCCUCCUCGCGCUCCUCGCGGCGUCCCUCAUGGCAUGCACCUACACAACCCAGCUCCCCAUGGUCAAGGUCGCAAGAAGAUGGUCGUUCACACAUUCCGGCGAAAGAAUACGGAAGCAGGAGUUUGCAGACUCUCUUCCCCGAGCAUCCAUCCAGGAUUUGGGAGUCAUCUUGAUGGGCGCUGGUUAUGAGGUUUUCACCAAGGGGCCAUCUUUGUAUGCUUUCAAAGGGUUGGCUGGUCGGUACGCGCCUAUCGGCGUGCACUUAGCAAUGCUUUUCAUCAUGGCAGGAGCCACGCUUAGCGCGACAGGAAGCUUUAAAGGCUCGGUGGAUGUCCCCCAGGGUCUGAAUUUCGUCAUAGGAGAUGUGAUGAAACCCAGAGGGGUCCUCUCUGUCGCACCGGACGAUUUCAAUACCGAAGUUCAUGUCAACCGGUUCUACAUGGAGUACUAUGACAGUGGAGAGGUUUCGCAAUUUUAUAGCGAUCUUUCACUUUUCGACCUUGAUGGUAAAGAAGUUAUGAGGAAGACUAUCAAAGUGAAUGAUCCCCUGAGGUACGGAGGGGUCACGAUCUACCAAACGGACUGGGGAUUUUCAGCACUGAGUGUGAAGAAAAAUGGUGAAGGCCCUUUCAAUUUGGCCAUGGCUCCCUUGAAACUGAAUGGCGACAAGAAGCUCUUUGGAACGUUCUUGCCACUCGAAGACUCGAACUCUUCGAAUUCAAAUGUCAAGGGAAUAUCGAUGCUUGCUCGAGAUCUGCAGUCUAUUGUGUUGUAUGAUCAAGAUGGUAAGUUUGUUGGGGUUCGCCGGCCAAGCUCAAAACUCCCCAUUGAGAUUAAUGGUAAUGAAAUACUCAUUGAAGAUGCUAUUGGCAGUACUGGACUGGAUCUUAAGACUGAUCCAGGCGUUCCCAUUGUGUAUGCUGGAUUUGGUGCGCUCAUGUUAACGACCUGCAUUAGUUAUCUUUCACACUCUCAGAUAUGGGCAUUGCAAGAUGGAAGCACAGUAGUUGUCGGAGGGAAGACAAAUCGAGCAAAGCUUGAAUUCUCUGAAGAGAUGAACCGGUUACUAGAUAAAGUACCAGAGCUGAUCGGUGCCAAUGAGAACGCUGUAGAUAGCAAAUCGACCGCCACAUGAUUUUUUUUUUUUGGUUGAGACUGUUGAAGAUGCAGGUGCUUGGUUCUUGUGAACCAAGGUUUGAAAUCGCAAAACAGCGUCUUCAAGGAUAUAUAAUCAUACUAUCUUUCAGCAGAAGAUACUUCAUGCCGCAAUUGGACUCUUUUUACAAUGUUGAAGCAAUAGAUUGCUUCAUGAGAAGAUCACUAUACAAAGUUCAUGCUGGUAAAGCAUUCAAUUGAUCUUGCAAUGACUGAACUGAUAAUUUGUUUGUAUUACAAGUUACUACAGAACAAAGUGAUAGACUAUAACCUUGGUUCUGUAGCUUAAUUUUUGGGGAGCACUUUUGAGUGAAGUUAUAUAAAGUCAUUCAAAUCACAACAGAUGCUUGAUUGUUAUUGA
This is a messenger RNA of Phragmites australis (common reed), 2379 nucleotides long. RefSeq names its product cytochrome c biogenesis protein CCS1, chloroplastic. Lineage: Eukaryota; Viridiplantae; Streptophyta; Magnoliopsida; Poales; Poaceae. The coding region runs from base 7 to 1998 and encodes 663 amino acids. The transcript is spliced from 8 exons. The record is from RefSeq and is a predicted model, not a curated record.